This is a messenger RNA of Nannospalax galili (Upper Galilee mountains blind mole rat), 2895 nucleotides long. RefSeq names its product solute carrier family 17 member 7 (gene Slc17a7). Gene Ontology annotation, biological process: monoatomic anion transport; regulation of synapse structure or activity; synaptic transmission, glutamatergic. The transcript has 12 exons. Gene Ontology annotation, cellular component: excitatory synapse; synaptic vesicle membrane. NCBI's taxonomy places the organism in Eukaryota, Metazoa, Chordata, Mammalia, Rodentia, Spalacidae. The coding region runs from base 149 to 1831 and encodes 560 amino acids. Gene Ontology annotation, molecular function: L-glutamate transmembrane transporter activity; neurotransmitter transmembrane transporter activity. The record is from RefSeq and is a predicted model, not a curated record.
CCCUGACAGCCCCCGGGCAGCAGGCACUCGCAGCCUGGUUCCCCCCGAGCGGAGCUGCGGGGCCGGGCCGGGCCGGGGAGGACCCCGGGAUCCCGGACACGGCCGUCCGGGCCCGCGGGCGGGGGGAUCGGCAGGGGGACCCGCCACCAUGGAGUUCCGGCAGGAGGAGUUUCGCAAGCUAGCCGGGCGCGCCCUGGGGAGGCUGCACCGGCUCUUGGAGAAACGGCAGGAAGGCGCCGAGACUCUGGAGCUGAGCGCCGACGGCCGCCCGGUGACGGCGCAGCCCAGGGACCCGCCGGUGCUGGACUGCACCUGCUUCGGCCUCCCUCGUCGCUACAUAAUCGCCAUCAUGAGCGGGCUGGGCUUCUGCAUCAGCUUCGGCAUCCGCUGCAACCUGGGCGUGGCCAUAGUGUCCAUGGUCAACAACAGCACGACCCACCGCGGGGGCCACGUGGUGGUGCAGAAAGCACAGUUCAACUGGGAUCCCGAGACCGUCGGCCUCAUACAUGGCUCCUUUUUCUGGGGUUACAUUGUCACUCAGAUUCCUGGAGGAUUUAUCUGCCAAAAAUUUGCAGCCAACAGGGUCUUUGGCUUUGCCAUUGUGGCUACCUCUACCCUGAACAUGCUGAUACCUUCGGCAGCCCGCGUCCACUAUGGCUGCGUCAUCUUUGUGAGGAUCCUGCAGGGACUCGUGGAGGGGGUCACAUAUCCUGCCUGCCACGGCAUCUGGAGCAAAUGGGCCCCUCCCUUAGAACGGAGUCGCCUGGCAACGACGGCCUUUUGUGGCUCCUAUGCUGGGGCGGUGGUGGCCAUGCCCCUGGCUGGGGUCCUGGUGCAGUAUUCCGGAUGGAGCUCUGUCUUCUAUGUCUAUGGCAGCUUCGGGAUCUUCUGGUAUCUCUUUUGGUUGCUCGUGUCCUAUGAGUCCCCGGCACUGCACCCCAGCAUCUCAGAGGAGGAGCGUAAAUACAUCGAGGAUGCCAUUGGAGAGAGCGCCAAACUCAUGAACCCCGUCACGAAGUUUAACACACCCUGGCGGUGCUUCUUCACGUCCAUGCCGGUCUACGCCAUCAUCGUGGCCAACUUUUGCCGCAGCUGGACCUUCUACCUGCUCCUCAUCUCCCAACCCGCUUACUUUGAGGAAGUGUUUGGCUUUGAGAUCAGCAAGGUGGGCCUGGUGUCUGCGCUGCCCCACCUGGUCAUGACUAUCAUCGUGCCCAUCGGAGGCCAGAUCGCUGACUUCCUGCGCAGCCGCCGCAUCAUGUCCACCACCAAUGUGCGCAAGCUGAUGAACUGCGGGGGCUUUGGGAUGGAAGCCACGUUGCUGCUGGUGGUUGGAUACUCCCACUCCAAGGGCGUGGCCAUCUCCUUCCUGGUUCUGGCAGUGGGGUUCAGCGGCUUUGCCAUCUCUGGGUUUAAUGUGAAUCACCUGGACAUCGCCCCGCGAUACGCCAGCAUCCUGAUGGGCAUCUCCAACGGUGUGGGCACGCUGUCCGGGAUGGUGUGCCCCAUCAUCGUGGGCGCUAUGACCAAGCACAAGACGCGGGAGGAGUGGCAGUACGUGUUCCUCAUCGCCUCCCUGGUGCACUAUGGGGGUGUCAUCUUCUACGGUGUCUUUGCUUCUGGAGAGAAGCAGCCAUGGGCAGAGCCAGAGGAGCUGAGCGAGGAGAAGUGCGGCUUCGUGGGCCACGACCAGCUGGCUGGCAGUGACGACAGUGAAAUGGAAGACGAGGCCGAACCCCCGGGGGCUCCCCCUGCGCCGCCUCCUUCCUACGGAGCCACACACAACACAGUGCAGCCACCGAGGCCCCCACCCCCUCUCCGGGGCUACUGACCACGUGCCUCCCACUGAUCGGCAGUUUCCAGGACCUCCACUCCAUACACCUCUGGGGGCCUGAGUGGCAGUGUCAGGGAACCCCACUUCACUGUCCUGCCCCAGGCUUGUGAUGCAGUCUUCCCUUGUUCCCAGUGCCAUCCAACCCUCUUCCCUUCCCAACUGCCUCUCAGGGGUGGUGAAGCUGCACACUGGCAGUUUCAAGGGUACCCAGACUCUCCUGGACGUUUCUCUUCUCCCCUUGUUCUGCCUCAGUGGUUUCAAGUUUCUCAUUUCAGGGCUUUAUUUAGAUGGACAGUUCAACCUCUUUUCUGUGUUUUUGAGGCAUCCCUCCUAGAACCCCAAGGAUUCUCAGGCUACCCUAAGAUGACUUAGCCUGUCUCCAACUCGGAAAAAUUCAAGGUCGUCCUCUGUCAGUUCAGAGGCUAACCUAUUCUGCAUUUCCCAAGUUGGUUUAACCAACCACCAUCCCCGCCAUUCCAGGGAUUGAUUCUCACCAGCGUUUCUGAGGGGAAAUGGCGGUUUCAAGUCUCCCCACUCCUCACUUCCCCCCUCCCCUCCCCAGCAUACUCUGCUGAAACACCUUAUCCUUAGCUUAGCACUAUGUCCAGGGAAAUGACCAAAAUGGCAGUUUUGACAGUAGGCCUGUCUACCCCAUGCACUUUUUCUGAGUGUUCAGGUCCAAACGUGGCUGCUGAAGUCUAUUGAUUCAGUGGUUUGAAGCCACCACCUCUUCCCCAUGGUGGUUUCAAGACCCUUUCCCCAGGUCUUUGCACUUUAUUCUCCUGGGUAGCUUCUGACUGCCUUCAGGUUCUCAGCGGCCAUUUGUUGUGUCCCUCAGGGGCUAAAUGACUCCAAAUCUGGGGAGCUUCCUCUCACAGACACCCCUUUCUUGACAUAGAAAUGUGGGGAACGUAUGUUGGAGAAGUUACAAAAUCCCAGGAAGGGGACUGGGGUUGGGAGAAUGGGCUGUUCCCUGGGGCAGGGCUGUGUCUUGGGUGUCUGUCUCUGUGACUGUGAAUCCUGCCCCACCCCACUCCCAAUAAAUGCUUUGGUGUACAGAC